Artibeus jamaicensis (Jamaican fruit-eating bat) is the source of this 9091-nucleotide messenger RNA. It is a transcript of the gene NHSL2, whose product is annotated as NHS like 2. Gene Ontology annotation, biological process: cell differentiation. Bases 618 to 4037 code for a protein of 1139 amino acids. The transcript is spliced from 8 exons. The record is from RefSeq and is a predicted model, not a curated record. Lineage: Eukaryota; Metazoa; Chordata; Mammalia; Chiroptera; Phyllostomidae.
UGUGUGUGUGUGCAAGAGAGACUUGCAAAAAACAAAGCCUAUCUCUGUGCACGUCUCUCCUCUGGGAAGGAAGGGGCCCAUGCAGUGACAAUAGACCAGGGGCGCUGACUCAGACAGCCAGUUCCUGCUCAUUUCCCGUUGCUGCAGGACAGCAGUAGGGCGGGAGGUCAGCCCUCUGUGGGGUCUGACUUGGGCCUCUGGCUGAGAACAUUACCCAGAGAGAGACCAGACCAACUCAAACAGCUCCCCUCACUGGUCUGCUGUGACAGGACCCACUGGACUUGUGUGGCUGCAAGCAGGCAGUGGGGGCGGAAACAAGUGUGAAAGAAAAGAGAGGAAACUCACUUUUUGAAUUCUGCCUCACUUUGCCUGGGCAGCCCAGGAACAACUUUGCGGGGCAACAGAGCAUGUGACCAGUGGGGCCAAACUGACCCAGACAGGACGCUGGGAAACAGGCAUCGGGAAGUGUGCCUGGGCGUCCACUGAGGAGCCUGGGGAAGGGGUUCAGAACAACGUGGAGCCCAUCAGCUCCCUGCCCACAGUGUGGGCCCACCACACAUUUUUCUCUUGCAUGAAAAUUUGCUGAAUGUGGAGUCUUGGCCAUCCACACCACUAGAAUGGAAAGAGCCGAGUCUAUGACCCUCUUCUGGAGCCUGGGAGCUGCAGCUAACUCGGGUCGGGAAAAUGCGACAGCGACUGCCCACUCGAGGUCGUCAUGGCGACAGCCAGUGAACGUGUUCCUCUCCUCGGGCAGGCCCCCGAGUGUAGAGGAGCUGCUUCGCGAGGCGCAGCUUAAUCUCCAGAGCCUGUUGCAAGAAGACUAUGAGGAACAGUACUCGGAGGCCAGACUGCUGGGGCAGACCUUCCGCUCUGCUGAUGAGGCCCCUGAGCCCACCCCUAGCCCAAGGCCCCAGUCUGCCAGGCGUCUGGAGUUUGUAUUGAUGCCUACAAAACAGCAGCUGAACGAGGAUGAGACUACCACCCAGGGUGUGAGGGCCCCUGAGGCCUCCCUGAGCCUGUCUACCACAGCCGACAAGCAAGUUGCCUGGAAUAGCCCCUUCCCUUUGCCCAUCCUAGAGGAGAAGCGGUGGCUUCAGCCUUGCUCCACGCACUCUGACAUUGUGCCCAUCAACAUCUCUGGGCAGCAGUUUGAUAAACACGCAAGUUUGCGACACUCAUUGUUUAAUACAGAGACAGCCGUGAACCCCAAGUCCACCCUGAGGCGGAGGCGGACCAUUAUUGGAUUCUCUAACUUUUCCCAGCGAGACCAAGGUCACAGCAACAGCCCCACAGGCAGGGUGGCUCGCUCAACCAGCUCAGACAUCAAGCACAGUCAUUCUGUUCCAGAAGGUGUUCAUGGAAGAGUUGCAGUCAGUCAGGAAGUUCGCUUCCCAAAUCUCAGCUCACCAGCACUGAGAAAUCCUUCUAGUGAUCUGGAAGAACCUCUCCAGGUGCAUGGUGGCACCAAGCCUCCUGGCAUGGAAAGCAUGGGAAUGGUAUAUAGUGUCCCCAGUUCUUGCAAUGGACCAACAGAAUCUACAUUCUCUGCUUCCUGGAAGGGAGAUGCUUUUACCUAUAUGACUCCGAGUGCCACUAGUCAGAGCAAUCAAGUCAAUGAAAAUGGAAAACAUCCUUCCUCUGGGAAUGCAUGGGUUUCUGUACACACACUGCCACCUCUGGUUCCUAAGGAGGCUGCCAGUGUCUUUGUCAUUCGUGAUAAUCCAGCAGGAUGCAGUGGAUCAGCUGGCUAUUCUGAACACCCUAUGCAACGAAGGCAGAUAUCAGAGCGACCCUUCAAGAUUGGCCUUCUAACUGGUGGUGGUACCUCAAGACUGGAGACAGGCCCAGGUGGGGCCAGCAGGUUCCGGGAGCGGUCACUGUCUGUGCCCACAGACUCAGGCACCACAGAUGUGGACUACAAUGAGGAGCAAAAGUCCACUGAAGCCUGUGCCCUGCCAUAUGCCAGUACAAGUUCCGAGGGCAGUAACAGUGCUGACAACAUUGCCUCCCUUAGUUCCCAACAGGAGGCCCAGCAUAGAAGGCAGAGAUCCAAGAGUAUCUCACUCAAGAAGGCCAAAAAGAAGCCUUCCCCACCAAUGCGCAGUGUCUCGCUGGUCAAAGAUGAGCCAGAAGGUGGGUCCGCACUACCCAAGGAUCAGAGGCCCAGAAGCCUUUGCCUCUCCUUGGAACACCAAGGACAUCACUCAUCCCAGAGUCACCCAGCUGUGCCUACCUUCAAAGACCCAGAAGGUACACAAUUCUCCCACCAUUGGUAUCUUACUGACUGGAAAUCUGGUGACACCUACCAGUCCUUGUCCAGCUCCAGCACUGCCACUGGCACCACAGUCAUUGAGUGUACUCCAGUUCAGGGCAGCUCAGAGUCUCUUGCCUCCCCUUCCACCUCCAGAGCUACAACACCUUCACAACUCUCCAUUGAGGUAGAGGCCAGGGAGGUACCCUCCCCAGGGAGACCCACUGGGCUGAUGUCACCCUCCAGUGGAUACUCCAGUCAGUCAGAGACACCAACACCCACUGUCUCCAUGUCCUUGACAUUGGGCCACUUGCCCCCUCCGAGUGGCAGUGGUCGAGUGCGUCCAGUGGUACCUGAGAGGAAGUCAUCACUACCCCCAACAUCACCAAUGGAAAAAAUUUCCAAGUCACGACUAUCAUUUGACCUGCCAUUGACCUCGUCUACCUACCUGGAUUUGUCUGGGAUGAGUAUCUCUAUCCGAAGCAAAACCAAGGUGAGCCGGCAUCACUCAGAUACAAAUUUUGGGGCCAAGCUGCUCCAGAAAACUAGUCCCAAUCAGCCAAUCAUGCCCAUGGUUACUCAGUCUGACCUACGUUCUGUUCGCCUGAGGUCAGUCAGCAAAUCUGAGCCAGAAGAUGACAUCGAGAGCCCUGACUAUGCUGAGGAAUCGGGAGGAGAAGUCUUCACCUUGCCAGAGAGAAAGAUGAAACCUCCCAUAGCUGAGAAACCCCCACUGGCCCGAAGGCCUCCAAGCUUGGUCCAUAAGCCACCAUCUGUCCCUGAGGAGCACCCUCUCACUUCACCUACAUUGGCUAUGACCCCUAAGAGCUCAGUUCAACACAUGAGGUCACUCCCUCCAGACAUCUACACGGUGGUACAGAAACCAAAGUCUUUCAGCUUCCCUGAGGCCAGAAGCCCAGGGGAGUCAACAGCAUCAUCAUCUGUUGUUUUCACACCUUUUGCCAGUUCCUCUGGUGCCUUCUGCUCAGGAACACAGCAACCUCCCCAGGGAAGCACAGAGGAUGAGGGCCCCAAGACAAGAGCUCUGCCUGAAAGAAUUAGCUUCCAGAGCCAAGAACAAGCUGAGAAGAAAAAAGGCAAGAUUCCGCCUCCUGUACCAAAAAAGCCCAGCAUUCUCUACCUGCCUCUAACCUCACCUACAGCUCACAUGGAGGCCUGCGGAGCUGAACCUAGGCUACCUGUCAGCCCCAUCAUCACCCUGGAGGAAGAUGCCAAGUGUCCCCCAACCAGCGACCACCUGCAAUCACCUGAUACAAGGACCACUUCAAUACCACACGCUGACAGUGAAAGGGAGGCAAGCCCUCUGGGGAGUUCCAUGGAACCCAGCACUGAAGAGAAAAGUGUUAUCAGUGAUAAAACAGCUGAAUGGAUUGCAGAAGAUGAUGAUGAUGUGUUUGUGGCUUCACGCACAACUGAAGAUUUAUUUACUGUGAUACACAGGUCCAAAAGAAAGCUUCUUGGCUGGAAGGAGCCUGGGGAAGCCUUUGCUGGAGGCAGCAGACCGAGCUCCUACUCACCAAUAAGGAACACAGCUGAUUCUCCAAUUAGUGAGUCAGCUGCCUCUGCAGGGUCAAGCGGCAGUGCCAGCCUAGAUGCUGGCAGAAAUGAUGAUUUCAAGGCCUUGCUACAGAAGAAGGGAAGUAAGGCAACUCCAAGGUCCCGGCCCUCAGCAGCCGAACUGCUGAAGACCACUAAUCCACUGGCUCGGAGAAUUAUCGCACAAUUUUCGAAAGACUACGACACCACCGAUAGCCCCAGUACCUAAGCCUUGAGUGAUCAAGUAGGGUACUAAACUUGAGUAGAAAAGGGGGAAGAGAAAAGUUUUUAAAAAGAAACCAUGAACAAAUCAAAAGAGCCUACACUUCUUUUACUUUAAUUCACAUUUUGGACAGUAGGAGAGAGACCACUUUAUCUAGAACUAAAGUCAUCAGGCACUUUAAUCAUGUUCGGACAUUUUACGGUUUCAUACUUAACAUCUUGCCAUUACUGACUAUGGAUCUUCUCCUUAUUUCCCGCCAGUGGUAUGCACUAAGAAGAAAUUCUCAGAUACAAGGACACAUGUGCCAUCUUUUAAAACAAUGACCAGCUGCUCUAUCCAUGGCUCCUGUCACUGAGGAGCACAGUGUGAGAGCAGACUGAGGGCUGCCAAACCUAGGGACCUGGGGAGCCACUGCUGAUGAUACAUUUUCCUGGUGAGGCCUUGAUGACUUUGUGGAAAAACAGAAAGACUCUGAUGCCUCUUCAACCAUGGUGUAGCUCUCUCCUUCUAGAGGUUUGCAGGUGUGCACUUAUUUCGGCAUGGGGUUGAUUGUAUGGCUUUUGUGAAAAAUAUGAAUGUUACUCUGUCCUGAAACUUCAUGCCUUUUGCAGUUUGAUUGUCUACACGGUGAUCAGGGUGAUGAGUUUCAACAACAUAGAGAUCCUUCCCACAACCCCUUAGCUUGAAAAGGUCAGGAUCAAGUUGCUUUGGAUGAACCAAGCUUGGCCAAAAAACAAGGCAGUCAUUUGUUCACUCUGAUCUCGCCAAGGGGACUUGCACUAGCGCCUUCAGAUCCUUCAAGUGUCUGACAACAUUGAUAGGUAGGAUCUGUGCCCAGCUUAUGCUGCAUUCGAAGAACUCUCAUAUCAUUUGCAUAUAACAUUCAUUACAGGAAGUAAUUAGCUAAAGGAACAACAUCAUGAAAGUCUCAAGGAGGAGAGAAAGUAAGUGUGGUUUGUGGUUGGUUUUGUUUUGUUUAAAGGAAGUCUUACGAUGGUCUAAAACUGAGAAUGUAUAGACUAAAAGGAUAUAUCCAGAAGCUAAAAGGCAGCCUUGCAAAUUGCUGUGGCCCAUAACACACCCCCAAAAUGGUGUACUUUUUGCCAUUUAGCUUACACUGUUUGACCAACUUUCUGUUAACCAUGUGGGGACAGAGGGUAAGAACUGGUAAAUGGAUUGCUGAUGGAGCCUCAGAACAAUCAUUGGUAUCCCUCCUGCCCCACCUCAAAGCUUAUAGGCACUAACUGUUCUUGUCAGUUCAACUUCCUAAGCAAAGCAAGAGCAGUGAUUCAUUGGAUUUUCAUAUGUCUGGUUUCUGGGGGCAGGGAGGAACAAAGCAUUGGAUAAAGAAAACUGGCUGACCAGUAAUGGAGGGGUAACUGUCCACCAUCUCUUAGGGAAAAAGAAGCCACGUGCAAUUGUAGACUGUUCCACAAAGAGGGUUCCCCAACCCCUUCCGCCUUCACCCCCCUCCACCCAAUAGAUUCAUUGGUCAGCCUCCUGGAAAAAGCAGAAACUGCCCCAGAGACAAACAGAUCUUGAUUUUGAUAGUCCGUGUUACUCACCAAUGAGAAGCAAGCUCUUAACACAACUGCCCACACUCCAGGGGACAGAGCACCUAAAAAACUACACUGAGUGCUGAGAAGAUUUAAACCUCUCACACAGAAGCCCUAGGCCUAGGCCCUUGGUUGGUACAGUUCUGAAUUCUAGACUUCUGAGUACAGGCCAGCCCCACCUACUCCCUUGCAAUCAGCACUUUCCCCUGGUUUAGACAGAAGCCACUUAAAAUAAUAAACGGCAAAAUUCCAGGUGUUUUUUAAGGUAUUCAAAUUAUUUGGUUUAAAAGACCUGACCUAAUUUCAGGGGUUUUACCUGAAAUAAAAAAGUCAUUUCUGGCCUUAAUUUAUAUAUGAAUGCCACACUUGUCUGUCCCAGACUCAGAAUUCCAAAAGACAUAAACAUCUUGCUCAGUAGGAAAAUGAAGGAGAGUUUGUGCUUUUGCCUAACAGAGGUAAAAGACAGCCAGGUCAUUCUCCUUGGGAACCAUUAAUAAUAGCUGAACUCUAAAGCUAAGUAUGAGACUCACACAGUAUAGGACUUAUUACUUCUGCUGAUUUUACUGGAAGCUUCUUGUUUGCUACUUCUAGUGGGGUUUGCCUCUCCCCUCACCUUGCUACCUCUGAUGGUUUCCCCAAAAGAUUCUAAGCUGAAUACCCAGAUACCUGUAUAUUUUUCAAUUACCUUGAGUCUUACUUUCCUCUACAACACUCUGUAUGCCUGGAAUUUUGAAAACAUCUUCUACAUCAUCACUGUGACCCUCAAAUGGCCAGUGGUGUUCCCAUUAGCACAUGAGAAUUUCAGGCAGAGAUUGUGUGGCUAGAGGUAACAUGGAGGACUAGAAAUAUUCAUUUAAUGUUUUGCAAGAGGUGGACCUAGUUCCCAACAAACAACAACCAAACUGUUUGAUUUCUACCAACCAUCAAUGAACAUAACAGUGAACAUCUUUCCUACUCGUAACACUCAACCUCUCUCCUCCCCUUGAUUAUCAUAACACCAACUCUUUCUCCCACCCAGGCACAAACCACAGUAUUUGCUGCCUUCUGCACCUACUCUGCUGAGACUGGAGAAGAGAGGCUGAGAGCCCCUCCAAAAAUGCUUUCAGAGAACCUACUACUGCCACUAUUACUAUUAUAAGUAAUAACGAUAACAAUUUCUGAAGGUGGAAUACAGAAGAGGUGCAAGUGACAUGAAGUUGGCCCCAGGAGGUCAGCUUCCAUUCAAGUUCUGUUUCUUUGUUUCCUCUGAUUCUAACCAAUAGGAGCAGGCAGUCCAGUCAGGAGUGCAGGAAGUCAUCCCUAGGAGAGGUUAAUGAGUAGUUAAGAGUGCUUUGCUCUUGGUGGGUAUUCAUUACAUAUUUGUGGUACAGAUGCUGAGGCUAGAGAGCAAGUCAUUCCCAGCAUAACAAGAAGCUUUGCUGGUGUCUCCUCUCCUUUGCCUGCCUCAGUCUCUCUCCUGAGACUUCCACCUGGCCCCAACUUGCCCCUUAGCCACAAUCCCUGUGAACUGCAGCUGUAGUUGACAGCUCACCCUUGAAGGAGGCAAGAGCAAGGCAGCAAAUUAAUUCAUGUUAGCUUAAUGACCACAGACUGACCAAUUGAUCUGGAAACAUCACCCUGAAUGUGUAAAGACAGAGUAGAUUCAACAAGCAUGUUACCAGACAUCCAUUUUAACUCUAGACAACAUGGUUUGGAUCACGAUUCCACUAUACCUAUCAGUCUGAGCAGAUCUGUCCACGCGCCUGCCUUCUUCCUCAUAAAUGCACUCUUCCCUAAAAAGAUGAGCUCAUGGUCAGUGCUCUUUUCCUCACCAGUGCAGCCUUUCAGCAGCACCAAGUGUGUAACACAAUGGUGAGCUUUCAAUUUAAUAUGAUUUGCCAGGGCCAGGCCUGGAGUGAGGUAAGUGAGGUGUGUGGGGUGCAAAAUUUAAGAAGGCGCCCACUCUCAGGGCUGUGCAAGUGCCUUACCCUUGUCCUGGCUCUGUGAUUUGCACUCCAUAAAGUACUAUCAGUUUAUCUUCUUCCUAAGAGCAACUAUGGUUCUUCUGAUUUGGGGGUUAACUCCCCGCCUGUUGUUGCACCAGAUGUUUUUGUUGCCAUCUGUUUUUCCACUACUCUAAAGUUUUGUAUGCCUAUGUCCAUCAAAGAAUCUUCAUUAUUAUCAGAAAACAUGGUUGCUUUCUAAGUAACCUGCUCCAAGUGGCAAGUUAGUAUCCAUUUUAGUAAGGGAUGCCAGCAGGAUAGCCCAUCAGCAAAAUACUGAAUGAGUUGGAGGUCUGGUCAUUGGGAUCGUUGGUCUCCUGUUUCUGCUCCAUUCUUCCCAGACCUUCUUCACAGCACCAACUCUUCUGAGUGCCUCCUAGUUUGUUCUCUUCCUAGCUAAGAAAAGUGUGCUCUCAGGAAAGGGAUAAAUUCCUUUACUUUGAGAUUAUAAGGCUCAAUGCUACCUCUUUUGAAGGUUGUUUGCAGUUUAACAGGGGAAAAAACCUUAUGCCAAAGGAAUGAAAUUCUACUUGUAGAAUUUUAGGCAUCAAUUAGUUGCAGAAGUGUUUUUUUUUUUUUUUUUCACCAUGGAAAGGCCAAAUUCCCUGACAGCUAACUCCAGAAUAUGACAAAUACAUUAAUCUCCUGGAAUUAUUGUAAUAAAUUACUGAUAGUCGAUUUAAUUGUCCUGAUAUCCGGUAUUGCUCAAUACGGCUACAACCAAGGGACUCUCAGAAAUGCUACUAAUAGCCACUCAAAAGGCCUAGAUAAUUGUACGUUAACAUUUUUACACAAAUGGAAUUAAUGAUAUUUAUAAUUUGAGUAGAAACAAAAGGAUUUGAAGAGUUUGUGAAGAUAUGUCCUGUUUGUGAAAGGUGAAAGUGUCCAAUAUUGUCCAAUCAAUGUCAGUCCAGUAUCGGUGGUGACUAUUAAACUUACUGGAGAUACAAGUUUACUGAACAUGAGCCUCUGCUCCACGCCAUCUAUGUUUUGUGCUAUCACUUCAGCUUGGUGUGAGAAUGAGACAAGAUUCUCCCCAAAACCCUUUGUAUGUAUUUCAGCUAAAAGUAAUAAGGGAUUUAAACGGACAAGAGAGAGGGAAAGAGGUACAAACAGCUGCCUUUGUCAGAGGGCAGCAAAAGUUAUAAUUAUUUAAACAGUGACAUUAAUUUGAAAAAGUUUUAGAAGACUUGAAAACAGAUUUACAGAGGAAUACAAUAGUAAAUGACUAUAGACACGCAUCUGAGACAUUUUUAAUAUGUUUAGCAAAAAGGAGUUUGCAUAGAUAAUGGGUUGCGUGAAAUAGGUAUAUAUUUUGUUCAGUGAAGCCCCAAAUCUAAACCAGUGCCUCUCAAAGUAUGGUACCAGGACUAGCAGCAGCAGCAGCCCUGGAAUGUAUGUGGGGGUGGGGGGGUACAUGUGGGCACGUGCACAUGCACGUGUGUCUCUUCUAGUGAUGUUACUUCUUCAAGCUCCUGGAUAACUACAGUCACAACUCUCUAAAUGAUUCCAACCCUCCCAU